Molecule: messenger RNA, 300 nt
Organism: Penicillium atrosanguineum
Lineage: Eukaryota; Fungi; Ascomycota; Eurotiomycetes; Eurotiales; Aspergillaceae
Exons: 2
Coding region: 1-300 (99 amino acids)
Source: RefSeq, a predicted model, not a curated record
AUGGUUCCCUGGAGGGGAGAAGCUGCUGUGAGACCACGCUACGUCCGUGCGGGCUCAGCACGAUACAAGCAGAAGCAGAUGCAGAAGCAGAACCGGUGGGGACUUCAAGUGUUUCCCGACCACACUCGCAGCCCGGGAGCCAGCCACGAAGAUGUCGAGCUGCCGCUGCAGGUACCUGUUCUAUGCCAGCACAAAUCAAUAAUAGCAGAUCAGCCCGGCAACAUCCACGCCACUGAGCGUCUCUGUCUGAUUGAUCACCUCGCAGGGUUCCCUCGGACCCGCGCGAUCGCCGAUCUCUAG